UUAAAAUAUUUGACUUACGCAGAUGGGCAGGUCACCUCAAUUUUCAGGACGUUCCUAGACAAAACUUGGCGGCCAUGAGAUUAGCACUUGAUGAGAUGCGCUAUUCAGAUAUCGAUUGGCAGCCAUACUCCGAUCUGAUUAUCAGUCAGCUACCGUCAUAUUGUUUCGAGGGGUCCCAUUUCUGGCGUGCACGCGUCCCACUGAUCUACUUCCACAUUAUCGAGUGGCACCAGCCAGACAGGGUGCUUCAGCAGUUCGGACUGGUUCAGCCUAUUCCGGAGGCCCCCUUACAGCAACCCAUCAUGCAUGGCGUCCAAUACCGUGGGAGCUCAGACUUCCAGGCGCUUUUCAGUGAGUAUAUCGACAUCUGGGACUCUAGAGAGAGAUAUGUGGUACAUGGGCGUGUACUCGAGCAUCCGCCGCACUUUCAUUCAGAGUACAUGGACUGGUACAGGCUAGUGAGCAGGAGAUGGAUUACCCAUCGCGGGGCUGAGCUCGGUUCUCAUCGCGAUACCAUGGAGAGGAUCCGCUUGCAGUCUGAGGCGGAUUCCACUGUUCGGACUUACGCUCGCACUUCUCAGCUAGCCACUAGGGAAGACCGGCGGAACGUCAGCGGGCCACCGCCAGACCCUGCUGUUCCGCCAGACGCUAUUCCAGAGAUCGAUCCGCCGACCGUGGAUGUACAGCGCAUACGAGGACGUCGUAGAGGCAGACCCAGACAGCCAGAGCCGACCCGUGAGAUCCCGACAGACCCUUUUCCCCCACCGGUCGUCUUUCACGGGGACACAGAGGACUUUAUCCGGCGUUAUUACGGGUCUGCGCGUGAGUACGGGAGCACCUCGUCGCAGCCCCAGGGGCCACGGGCUUCCUCUUUUUCAGUACCACCUGUUUCUGUGCCUUAUGUCGACCCAUCGUUUGGGCAGACCGCUGGCACGACUCCGCUAGCCACGCAACAGGACCCUCUAGACACACGGGUCGAUUAUCAGGGGAAUACCGAGGAGUUCAUUCGGCGGUAUACCGGGUAUACGCAGCACCACGGCAGCACAUCUUCGCAGCCCCAGCGCCCACCGUCUUCCUCUUUUUCAUUGCCGCCUUCUUCUGUGCCUUAUGUUGACCCAUGGUUUGGGGAGACCGCUUACAUUACUCCGCUGGCCACGCCGGACCCUCUGGCCACACCGGUCGAUUAUCAGGGGAAUACCGAGGACUUCAUUCGGCGGUAUACUGGGUAUACACAGCACUAUGGAAGCACCUCUUCACAGCCCGAGGCGCCACCAUCUUCGUCUUAUUCAGUACCGCAGGACUUCUCCACUUACCGUGGUUCCGCUUUUACCCCCUUUCAGCCACCACCCCCGACACAGACACCUCCAGCCCAGCAGUACGGAGGACUAUUUGAAGAGAACUUGUCCUAUCCUCAAACGCCUGCAGUAGGUAGUUUUAGCCAGCUUCUUCAGGGGUACAUUCCACAGCCGCCUUCCUCCUCUCCCCGCCCAACUCAGAGCCCAUCGCAAAUGCAUUUUUCUCUAACUGAUGAGUGGGUGAGCAAUUUGCAGGCUCCCACACCUCCACUUGGUGAUGUUGCUAACAUGACGCCUCCUUCAUUUUCCCUGGGGUUAGGGAACCCCUCCUCACAGGCUCCUGACGACGAGGAUGACGAUGUGGUCAGUCCAAGUGGUAGCGACGACAACAGCUCUGGCCCAGAUCUCAGACCUUAUCGGCCAUUGACUCAUACCCAGAUGAGUCGGCGUCAGAACAGGGGUCGAAACUUGAGGACACUCUUACGGACCCCAUAUAGAACAAACAUGUAGUUGUAUUUUAUAGCUUUUUUUUAUUGUUGUCCACAUAUUUUUGAUUAUUUGACUUAUUUUAAUUU
This is a messenger RNA of Mercurialis annua (annual mercury), 1870 nucleotides long. Its product is annotated as extensin-like. The coding region runs from base 75 to 1805 and encodes 576 amino acids. The transcript is spliced from 6 exons. Lineage: Eukaryota; Viridiplantae; Streptophyta; Magnoliopsida; Malpighiales; Euphorbiaceae. The record is from RefSeq and is a predicted model, not a curated record.